CUAAUUUAACAAGUAUGGGUUUGGUGGCAUGGCUCUGCUUCUCCGCACUCCUACAAUGUGUAUUAGUAGUGGGAAAGCAAACAUAUGUAGUGCACAUGAAUUAUUAUAUGAAACCCUCAUCCUAUGCAACCCACAAAGACUGGUAUGUUGCUAGCCUUGAGUCCCUCCCCUCCUCCUCCUCUACAAACUUUAGUCUCCUUUACAUCUAUGACACAGUCUACCACGGGUUUGCUGCCUCUCUUAACCCAGAGCAGGUCGAGGCCCUUCGCCGAUCCAACUCAGUUUUGGGCGUCUAUAAGGAUCAAAUUUACACUCUCCACACCACCCGUACACCCGACUUUCUUGGCCUCAAUCACCUUAAACAGACCCCGAUUGGUAAAACAUUGAUCCAAGCCUCCCAAAACGUCAUUAUUGGGGUCCUCGAUACGGGAGUGUGGCCAGAGUCUAAGAGUUUUGAUGACUCGGGCAUGUCACCGAUUCCAAAUACGUGGGGUGGCAAGUGUGAGACUGGCUCCGAUUUUAAUAGCUCGUGCUGCAACAGGAAGCUCAUUGGCGCUCGCGCCUUCUUCAAGUCAUACGUGGAGGCCACGGGACAAACAAAUAUUAGCCUGACACCUCGAGAUCAAGAUGGCCAUGGCACUCACACCUCAAGCACGGCGGCUGGGUCAUGCGUUAGUAACGCUAGCCUCGAUGGAUAUGCUACCGGGACAGCAUGCGGAAUGGGCCUAAAGACGCGAGUCGCGGUGUACAAGGUCUGUUGGGAACAAGGAUGCUUCUCCGCGGACAUACUUGCGGGCAUAGAACGUGCCACAAAGGACGGUGUACACGUGCUUUCAAUGUCAUUGGGAGGUUCGCCUGACCCGUAUUAUGAAGACGUCAUUGCUGUGGGGGCAUUCAGGGCAAUGGAGAAGGGAAUUCUCGUCUCUUGCUCCGCUGGAAACAGCGGGCCUGCCGAAGCUUCGGUAGUCAACGUGGCACCGUGGAUCUUGACUGUUGGAGCUGGAACUUUGGACCGGGAUUUCCCGGCUCAUGCCACGCUGGGAAACGGGAAACGAGUCGCAGGUGCAUCCCUUUACAGCGGUCAAGGGAUGGGCAAAACAGCAGCAUCGCUGGUUUAUGCAAAUGGGAAAAAUAAAACAUCGAGCGGACUUUGCUUUCCUGGUUCGCUUGAAGGUAACGUGGUGGAGGGGAAGGUGGUGGUGUGCGAUCGGGGAAUCAGCGGACGCGCGAAUAAAGGAGAGGUUGUGCGCGACGCAGGUGGGGUGGGGAUGAUAUUAGCGAACACAGCCGAAUUUGGGGAAGAGUUGGUGGCAGAUCCUCACUUGUUGCCAGCCAUGGCAACGGGGCAGAAGGCCAGUGAUUUGAUCAGAAGGUAUGCCGAGUCCGAUGAGAAUGCUACGUGUUUGCUGAGCUUUGAAGGGACUGUGUUGGACGUGCGACCGGCGCCGGCUGUGGCCGCGUUCAGCUCCAGAGGACCCAAUAUUGUGAAUCCACAGAUAUUGAAACCGGAUUUGAUUGCGCCUGGAGUAAAUAUUUUGGCAGCUUGGACCCAAGAAGCUGGGCCUACUGGUUUGGACAGCGAUAAGAGGAGGACUGAUUUCAACAUCAUUUCUGGUACCUCUAUGUCUUGUCCACACAUUAGUGGAUUAGCGGCCGUGGUCAAAGCAGCCCAUCCAGAGUGGAGCCCAAGUGCUAUAAAGUCGGCUUUAAUGACAACUGCAUAUACACUCGAUAACACCAAUUCUCCUCUCCUUGAUCUCGCAAACAAUUUAACUGCUACUCCAUUUGACUAUGGUGCCGGGCAUGUUAACAUAAUGAAGGCCAUCUCACCAGGCCUUAUAUAUAAUAUUUCUACAAAUGAUUACAUUACAUUCCUAUGCUCCUUAAACUACAACAUUAGUGUUGUAAAAGACAUCGUCAUGAAUCCCUUUGUUAAUUGUUCGGAGAAAUACAUUGAUCCAGGUCAACUAAAUUACCCAUCAUUCUCGGUUAUGUUUAAUAAAAAUAGGACCAUUCAGUACUCUCGAGUCGUAACAAAUGUUGGGCCUGCAAAUUCUGUAUACAAUGUUUCUGUGUAUGGACCACCCACUGUGAGAGUAACUGUGACCCCUAGCGUAAUUACUUUUAAAAAUGAAGGGGACGAGAGUAUGUACACAGUAACAUUUGAGUCAAUGAAGGAUGGAAAUAGGGAGGAGAGAUUUGCAUUUGGGUCGAUUACAUGGAGCAAUGAAGAGUACAAAGCCACAAGCCAAGUUGCUUAUUCGUGGGCAUAG
Messenger RNA from Malania oleifera, 2273 nucleotides. RefSeq names its product subtilisin-like protease SBT1.8. NCBI's taxonomy places the organism in Eukaryota, Viridiplantae, Streptophyta, Magnoliopsida, Santalales, Ximeniaceae. Gene Ontology annotation, biological process: proteolysis. The transcript has 2 exons. The record is from RefSeq and is a predicted model, not a curated record. Bases 15 to 2273 code for a protein of 752 amino acids. Gene Ontology annotation, molecular function: serine-type endopeptidase activity.